Penicillium malachiteum is the source of this 1086-nucleotide messenger RNA. It is a transcript of the gene tpcE, whose product is annotated as Zn(II)2Cys6 domain-containing transcription factor tpcE. NCBI's taxonomy places the organism in Eukaryota, Fungi, Ascomycota, Eurotiomycetes, Eurotiales, Aspergillaceae. The coding region runs from base 1 to 1086 and encodes 361 amino acids. Gene Ontology annotation, biological process: aflatoxin biosynthetic process; regulation of DNA-templated transcription. The transcript has a single exon. The record is from RefSeq and is a predicted model, not a curated record. Gene Ontology annotation, cellular component: nucleus. Gene Ontology annotation, molecular function: zinc ion binding; DNA binding; DNA-binding transcription factor activity, RNA polymerase II-specific.
AUGGCGUCUAAUCCAACCGCUCCCAUCCCAGGUCGUCCCAAGCUGCGGGACAGCUGCAAUGCUUGCUCGGCGUCCAAGGUCAAAUGCAACCGGGAAAAACCAACAUGUCUUCGCUGUGCGAAACGGGGUUUGGUCUGCGAGUAUCUUGUCACUCGUCGUGCCGGACGUAAGCACGACAAGGCUCGGCCCCGAAGCGGUACUACAUCUAGCAAUUCACCUCAGCGCACGCCCCUGUAUACCCCCGAGUGGUCGGUGUCGGGUACUCCAAUUCCGAGGUUAGAUGAAUUUAGCUCGGAUCAGUUAGCCGACCUAACGAACUUGACGGUCGACUUUGACUCCUUCUUGGGCUCACCCAGCUCGUUUCCCCUCCUCGAUUCCUCAGAUAGCCUGCUUGCAUCUUCCAAUUUGUCGGCACAGGGGAGCGCCAAUGGAAGUUAUCUUGAAGCUUCAUUCCUCUCUGCGGACAAAUUUGCUGCUAUCCCGAACGACUCGUUAUCAACGACCUACCCCAACCUAAGUGAUUUGACGAACGAACGAUUCAACCAAAAUGAGUGGCCAUGCGGCUGUCUUGCAGCUUCUCUGGACUUGUUUCGCCAAUUAAUACCCCCUCACCCAGCAAGCUGUACACGAAUACAUAUCUCGCCGUCAUAUAAACAAGACCCCACAACGGAAUCCAUCGUGGCCACCAAUGCCCGGACUGUCGACGCUAUCACACAAACCCUUCACUGCUCAUGUGCGAAUGAUGGAUUCUUACUAGUUAUGGUGUUUAUGGCGGCCUUCAAAGUGAUGAGUUGGUAUGGCACUGCCGCAAGGGGGUUGAACUCGGAUUUAACAAGGAAUGAUUUGCAUUCUUUGGGAUCGCUUAUAGAGGAUCCCGCGCGUUUGACGGCACAAUCUGUGUUUAGUGAAUUACACCGUGUGCAAAAGCUUGUCAACGCACUUUCUGCAAAGGUGGGGCGGUAUAAAACGGACGAUAAUACUGGGGACCAGCCGUUCUCGUCGGCGGUUCUGCAUCAGUUAGAGCUAGACUUGAGAAAGCGGAUUCGGGCGUUAUCGUUGGAGAUUAUUGAUAUUCUGAAGAGAUGA